Messenger RNA from Oppiella nova, 3444 nucleotides. Lineage: Eukaryota; Metazoa; Arthropoda; Arachnida; Sarcoptiformes; Oppiidae. The record is from the annotation of a GenBank genome assembly.
UCGAUCGUACGUAUACCUGAUCUGAUUAAAGCUGCCGCAUCUGAUGAAAUGCCUGCUUUAGCCAUUACAGACCUAUCCAACCUGCAUGCAGCUGUUAAGUUUUAUAACAAAUCGCUGGGGAAAGGGAUUAAACCUAUUUUCGGCAGUGUAAUUCGAUUAAACGAUGCAAACCAUAAAGCAACCUUACUGGCAAUGACCAAUAAAGGCUGGCGUGGUCUGACUGAAAUUGUCUCUCGCGGCUUUAUUGAAGGGCAACAACUGUCGAUUCCAUGUGUACAAAAAGAAUGGGUGCUUGAACAGUCUCAAGACCUUAUUGUACUUUUGGGUCUACAUAGUGAUGUCGGAGAAAUGCUCUGUGCAGCUUAUCCUGAAAAAGCCGAACCACUGUUAGAACAAUGGAUCGAAAAAUUUGGCAAUCGUGUUUAUUUAGCGCUGACGCGUACAGGAUUCCAUGACCUACCAGACUAUCCAAUUCCGGAAGGUCAUACUAUCCAUUCUUACUUUGAGCAUCUUUCUGAAAUUGGUUUAGAAGAACGCUUAGACUUCCUUUACCCUAUUGAAACACGUGAUGAAGAUUGGGCUGAAAUUCGUAAGCCUUAUGAUGAACGUCUGGCCUAUGAGCUUGGCAUUAUCAAUAAAAUGGAUUUCCCCGGUUACUUCCUCAUCGUCAUGGACUUUAUUCAAUGGUCUAAAAACAAUGGGGUUCCUGUAGGUCCCGGUCGUGGUUCAGGUGCAGGCUCACUCGUCGCUUAUAGUUUAAAAAUUACUGACUUAGACCCGCUGCGUUAUGACCUACUCUUCGAACGUUUCUUAAACCCAGAACGUGUAUCCAUGCCCGACUUUGAUAUCGAUUUCUGUAUCGCUGGGCGUGAUAAGGUCAUCGAUUAUGUGGCACGCCAUUAUGGUCGUGAUGCGGUUUCUCAGAUUGCAACCUUCGGUACCAUGGCUGCUAAAGGUCUCACCUUAGAAGAAUCUAUUGAGGCUGAACCACAACUUAAAGAUAUUGUGACCAAUCCAUCCAACCCAGAUUAUGAUGAUGCUGCUGAAAUCUGGGAAAUGGCGCUCAAGCUUGAAGGCAUUACCCGUAAUACAGGUAAACACGCAGGUGGUGUGGUCAUCGCACCAACCAAAAUCACCGAUUAUUCGGCAAUUUUGUGUGAAGCUGAUGGCACAGGACGGGUUGCCCAAUUCGAUAAAGAUGAUGUAGAAGCUGCGGGCCUAGUAAAAUUCGACUUCUUGGGCUUACGUAACCUUACUGUAAUUGAAGAUGCGAUUCAAAAUAUUAAUAAGCGUAUUCAAUCUGAUAAGCCGUUAAAUAUUUCAAACAUUCCUUUGGACGAUCCUAAAUCCUAUGCAGUAUUUGCUGACGCAAAUACCACCGCGGUAUUCCAGUUUGAAUCCGUGGGCAUGAAAAAAAUGCUUAAAGAAGCACGCCCAAGUAAAUUUGAAGAAAUUAUUGCCUUCGUAUCCUUAUAUCGACCGGGUCCAAUGGACCUUAUCCCCGACUUUAUCCAUCGUAUGCAUGGUGGUGAGUUUGAAUACUUACAUCCGCUGUUAGAAAGUGUACUCGAACCCACUUAUGGGAUCAUGGUAUAUCAGGAACAGGUGAUGCAAGCCGCACAGUUCUGUGCAGGCUAUACACUGGGUGGUGCAGAUUUACUUCGUCGUGCGAUGGGUAAAAAGAAAGUCGAGGAAAUGGUCAAGCAACGUGCCACCUUUAUUGAAGGUGCUGCGAAAAAAGAUAUUGAUGAAGGUACAGCCAACCAUAUCUUUGACUAUAUGGAAAAAUUCGCAGGCUAUGGUUUUAACAAAUCACAUGCCGCUGCGUAUGCUUUAGUUGCCUAUCAAACGGCUUGGUUAAAAGCACAUUACCCUUCUGAAUUUAUGGCUGCGGUCAUGUCUUCGGAAAUGCAAAAUACAGAUAACAUUGUAUUUUUAAUUGAUGACUGCCGAAUCAACAACUUAGUGGUAUUGCCGCCAUCGGUAAAUAUGUCGUUCUACCAAUUCUAUGCCAGUGAUGUAAACACCAUUAUUUAUGGUUUAGGUGCAAUUAAAGGUGUCGGCGAACAGGCCAUGCAAUCCGUGAUUGAUUCACAUUUGAAAAAAAUCAAUAAAAGAACAUUGGAAGCAUUGAUUCGCGCUGGCGCACUGGACUGUUUGGGAAUUGAACGCUCAAGUUUAAUGGCUCAACUUCCAGAAGCUGUCCAAGCCGCUGAACAGGCACGUUCUAAUCGUGAAACGGGCAUUAUGGACUUAUUUGGUGAAGUUGAAGAGGUUCAACCACGUAUCGAAGUCUCUGCGAAUCAUGAACGCUUCCAACGCUUUAAAGACAUCAUUCAAAAUGAAAAAGUGGUGGUGAUUGAAGAAGUGAUGACGAAAACUUUAGCCUCGGAUAUUCAAAAGAUCUUACUGCCUUUCUGUAAUGUCGAUAUGUGUCAACACAUUCCAAUGCAGAUUCAGUUAGAUUAUGACUAUGCCACGGCUGAGUUACAUUUAGGGCAACAAUGGAAAGUUGCCCCAUUGGAUGAGUUACUUUCUAAAUUACGUGAUUACUUUGGUAAAGAAUCUAUUCAUAUUGAAUACCAAGUCAAAUCUAAAGCGGCAAAAGCCGUGGAUCAUCGUGGACUUGCCCAACCGACUCAACAUUUAAGUCAUGUACGUAUUGUCAUGGUCAAUACGACGCUUCCUGCCAAUAUCGGAAGUGCUCUACGUGCUAUGAAAACAAUGGGCUUAACCAAACUUGUGCUCGUUGCGCCUAAAACCUACCCUCACCCUGAUAUAGAUGCGUUAGCGGCUGGCGCAGCAGAUCUGAUCGAGCAAAUUGAAAUUGUCGACAGCUUAGAAAAUGCCAUUAAAGAUUGUCAUAUCGUAUUUGGAACCAGUGCACGUAGUCGCACCAUUCCGUGGCCUUUGCUUGAUGCACGCCCUGCGGCGCAAAAAUCAAUGCAGGCUGUUAUCCAACACCAACAAGAAAUCGCUAUUGUCUUCGGUCGUGAAGAUCGUGGUUUAACCAAUGAAGAACUUGCGCUGGCAAACUUUCAUGUCACAGUCCCAGUAAAUAGUGAUUAUGGUGUGUUAAAUGUUGCUCAAGCAAUUCAGGUACUGUGCUAUGAAAUGCGUAUGGCAACAUUGGAAUUAGCUGACAAGAAACUGGAUACUGAAGCGGUGAUGCGGGUAACAGAUUCAGAAGAUAUGCAUUGGGAUGAACCUUUGGUCACACAUGAGCAAAUGGAACAAUUUUAUCCGCAUAUUGAAAAAAUGUUGGCUGAUAUCGAAUUUUUAGACCCUAAAAACCCGCGUUUACUGCCUUUACGCUUGCGUCGAUUAUUUGGGCGUAUACAAUUAGAUAAGAUGGAAUAUCAUUUAUUAAGAGGCAUUUUUAGCCGAGUUCAAGCCUUGAAUAAUGGUACAUGGAAAAAGUCAAAAGAUGAGGAUCAAAACUAA